UCAAUAUGUGAAGAGAGAGAUAGAGAGAGGUUUCUUCCUUCCUUCCUUCCUGGGUCAGAAGCUCCAUCUGAAACAUCUCCAAUUCUCCAAUCUAUAUAUAGCCUUAUCACUCCAUCUUCUACUCUCAUCUUUCCUCGCUUAUCCUUCCUCAACAUUUCAAACCACCAUCUCCUCCAUUGAAUUGAGCUUCAUAUCUUCUUUAAAGCAGUCAUGGAGACGCAAACCCAUGUAGAAUCUGCCUUGGAGCUCAUCAAACAGCAUUUAUUCGGUGAUCUUCUCUCCCCUGUUGGUAGCUCGUGUUCAUCUUCUACUGCUACCACCUCUCUAAUUGAUAAUGUAAAUAUGGAGUAUGAGUGCUCCCGGGCUUCGAGUAUCGACUCAGGCUUCUCAAUCGCUGAUUAUUUUAAUAUUAACAGUAUUAAUGAUGAUGAUUUUUUCGAUUUCGAAGCUAAACCACAAAUCAUCGAUUUCAGCAGUGCAAAAUCCAGUGAUUCAACCACCAGUUUUGAAUUUGAACCAAAACCUCGAAUUCAAGUGCUUCAGAAUUUCGGAUUUGGAUCAGAAACGAAAGUCUUUUCACAAUCCAAGCACGACUUCUGCGACUUGGAAUCGAAGUCUAAAGUAAACCGAAAUCCAUCUCUGAAAAUCUCACUCCCUAGAAAAACCGAAUGGAUUCAAUUUGGUAACCCAAACCAAAAACCGGUCGAAGGCGUUGCUGGUGGUGAAGAGAAAAGGCAUUACAGAGGAGUCCGACAGAGGCCGUGGGGCAAAUAUGCAGCGGAGAUCCGAGACCCGAACCGAAAGGGCGCACGUGUAUGGCUGGGGACCUUCGACACAGCAAUCGAAGCCGCCGAAGCCUACGACCGAGCAGCAUUCAAGCUGCGCGGCUCCAAAGCCAUUCUCAACUUUCCUUUGUUAGCUGGGAAGUUGAACACACGCGCCAAUGAGGGAAACGAACGUAAAAGAGCCAGAGAAAGUGCGGGUACAGAGAGAGAAGCAAAAAAGGUCGUGAGGAGAGAGGAAUCUGAGGUGGACGUUCCGUUGACGCCGUCGAAGUGGACGGCAAUUUGGGACAGUUGCGAUUUGAAAGAGAUAAUGCCGUUGUCUCCGUUAUCUGCUCAUCGGCCGUUAGGAUGUCCUCAGCUUAUGGUUAUAUAAAAUUAAACGGCAGUUUACAUUUGUACUUGGUGGAGUACAUAAUUUUACCCAUUAUAUGAUUUUUCAUGGUUAAAUUUUAGACAA
This is a messenger RNA of Manihot esculenta (cassava), 1242 nucleotides long. RefSeq names its product ethylene-responsive transcription factor 5. Lineage: Eukaryota; Viridiplantae; Streptophyta; Magnoliopsida; Malpighiales; Euphorbiaceae. Bases 211 to 1158 code for a protein of 315 amino acids. The record is from RefSeq and is a predicted model, not a curated record. Gene Ontology annotation, molecular function: DNA binding; DNA-binding transcription factor activity. Gene Ontology annotation, biological process: regulation of DNA-templated transcription; ethylene-activated signaling pathway. The transcript has a single exon.